AUGACAAACUAUCAAAUUAUGCUCAAGUUGGCUACUACUAUGCUCUUGUAUUUCAUACCUUGCUCCCUUAAUAUUCUGGUAGAAGGGCAGUGUUCACGUGUUCAAUACGUGGAGAAAUACAAAACGUGGUACUAUUGGAUUGGCUCGAAUAACCCUUCUUAUGUCAGUAAUGGUGAAGGACCGAGACGUUUGGUUGGACUGGACCGUUUUUAUAUUGACGAGUACGCGGUGAGCAACGCAGAUUUUAAAAAGUUCGUCAACACCACUGGAUACGUAACCGAAGCUGAAAAAAAAGGCUACUCAAUAGUACAUGAUGAAUACUUAGUACCAUCUGCUAAAAAGAAAAUUAUACAGUCUAAGGUUAUUACAUUAGGGUAUCUGACUGUAAGAAAUGCUACUUGGAGGACACCUCUAGGAAUCGGCUCCAGUUUAUCAGGUAUAUCGUAA
This is a messenger RNA of Copidosoma floridanum, 447 nucleotides long. RefSeq names its product sulfatase-modifying factor 1-like. Lineage: Eukaryota; Metazoa; Arthropoda; Insecta; Hymenoptera; Encyrtidae. The record is from RefSeq and is a predicted model, not a curated record.